AUGAGUACUGUUGUAGUUGAAACUGAUGAAGAUGAUAUUCUUGUAUUGAGAUACAACGCGCCUCCUCCUCAUCUACGCCACCAAUCAGAUAAAGAAGAGCAUACAGGAUAUUUGAACAACACAUAUAUAGAUUGGAGUACUGAAUCUCAUAAGCAAAACUCCCCCAAAACAACAGCCACGAUAUGGAUAGUACUUAUAGUACUGUCAUUUGCCAUUGGAUACAUCACAUUAUUUGCUGACUUAGUACUGGUUUGGCUUCAUGAUUUCAAAAAGGGUAUAUGUGUACUAAAGGCUCUGCGACAUGAAGAUGCUAACGAACUUGACCAUCCUUCAAGACAUUGGUCAAUAUUCCAUCCAUAUCUGACAUGUGAAGAUACCAAUUGGAAAACGUGGUCACAGUUUUUCUUCAAUUCCAAUAUUGCUCCCAUGAACUUCUUUUUAUAUGUCAUUGGAGCUUUGUCAAUGGCUCUUUUAGGGCUGAUAUUUGUUAAAAAAGCAAAAGUCCCCAUUAGAGAGAGUGGGAUUCCAGAGAUCAAAUUGAUAAUAAGCGGGUUCAAGUAUAAUGAAGAUUAUUUAAGUUUGCAUACGUUUGCUAUGAAAAGUUUAAGUUUGAUUUUGGUCGUGAGUUCUGGACUUUGGUUGGGGAAAGAAGGUCCUUUAAUUCAUAUUUCAAGUUGUAUUGUACUGGCUUCUUAUUACAUCUUUGUGAAAGAUACCAAUGAAGCAACAUUACGUGAAUUAAUUAGCGCUGCAACUGCAAUGGGGAUAGCAGUAGCUUUCAAUGCUCCAAUUGGCGGAGUCCUUUUCAUUAUUGAAUUAAUACCAACAUAUUUUUCACCAGUUAAAGUUAUGUGGAAAACUUUCAUUAGUUCUACUAUAUCAGUUUUGAUUUUGAUCCAAUUUAAAAUCUUUACUGGCAAUUUUUUUGAAGAGGAUUUGUUUGAUGUUAAGUUUGGGAAUGUCAGUUGGUUAUUUAUGGAAAUUAUUCCCUUCAUCAUAUUAGGAAUUCUUGGUGGAUUCUAUGGAUAUGCUUUUGUUUUUUUAAAUCGUUAUUUUAAAGGAAAGAGGAAGACUCUUUACGCUUAUUUAAGGACACGUUUCCCAGCAAUUGACCCUUCAAUAAUGGAAAUAGUAUUGGUGAUCAUUAUAACCACUAUAGUGGCUUACCCUAUUCAAUUGAGCAAAGUAACACUAGAUUCGUUAUUCAAUAUGAUGGCAACCAGUUGUACAGAAGAUUCACCUUUAUUUAUUUGUCAUCAAAAACUAUUAGCACCAAAAGUAUUGUACAUUAGCAUCACAGGGUUCUUAUUGUCUAGUUAUACCUUUGGUAUUGAUCUUCCUGGUGGUGUUCUUAUGCCUUCAUUAGUUAUUGGAGCUUGUUCUGGUAGAUUAAUAGGGAUUGCCAGUCAAAGUAUUCAAUCCAGAUUGAUUAAUGAAACAACUUGUACUGCUAAAUCAUGUCUUAUUUCUCCUUCAUCUUAUGCGGUUAUUGGAGGUGCUGCGUUCUUAACAGGAAUUACCAAACUUACCAUUAGUGUAGUGGUUAUCAUGUUUGAGUUAACAGGUGCUGUUUCCUAUGUUCUUCCUAUUAUGUUGGCAGUGAUGACUCUGAAGUUUGUCAAUGAUUGGCUAACCAAUGAAAACAUCUACAAUGCCACUCUCAAAUAUGAUUUCAAUAAUGGAGAGCAAGUCUCUCAGAAUCAAGUGAAUGAAGGGAAGGGAAGUGGUCUUGUUCAAUUUGAUAAUGCGGUAACUAUGCUUCGAAACAAAUUGCCAGAUUUACCAAUUUUACAAGUAAUGAUACCAACAGAAUUAACCAAAUGUAUUCAUUUGGUUGGAGAUUGGAAAACUUGUCAGCAAUGGAUUGAAUUCAUACAUGAUGACAAUCAUGAAGGGUAUCCUGUGAUAUUCAGCAAAGACAAACCCAUUUCCUUAGGGUAUGUCAAUAAAGUUGAACUUCUUCUUGCACUAAAUGAUACUUCGGGCAGCAUUGUGCAAUUCCAAUUAAAGAACUCGCUCAAAGUUAAAAAGGAAAUUAUAAUACCAACUCCAAGUAUCACUAUUCCUAUAAGUGUUCAAAAGAGUGAAUUGAGUCUUUCGGAUCAAUGUCCAAUGAUAACAGUGAUUGAGAUCUUUGAGAAAAUGAAUAUAAAUUAUCUUAUAUUUAAUGAUUCCCAAGGUUGGAUGAUAGGAUUCAUUGACAGGUUUAUUUUGGCUAAUCUUAUUGAGACGGAAUUUAGUUCAUUACAUUAUUCUAUUCAUUCAACUGACUUUGAUAUCGAGGAAGUAGAAGAAGAAUCUGAGAGGGUCAAGCAUUUGCUAAGACCUAAGGCUAAUCUGCAGUUGAUAACAUAA
This is a messenger RNA of Lizanozyma spartinae, 2355 nucleotides long. RefSeq lists its product as uncharacterized. Gene Ontology annotation, cellular component: membrane; Golgi apparatus; early endosome. The record is from RefSeq and is a predicted model, not a curated record. Gene Ontology annotation, biological process: transmembrane transport; chloride transport. The coding region runs from base 1 to 2355 and encodes 784 amino acids. Gene Ontology annotation, molecular function: voltage-gated chloride channel activity. Lineage: Eukaryota; Fungi; Ascomycota; Pichiomycetes; Serinales; Debaryomycetaceae. The transcript has a single exon.